This is a messenger RNA of Hippocampus comes (tiger tail seahorse), 2972 nucleotides long. RefSeq names its product F-box and leucine-rich repeat protein 3a (gene fbxl3a). The transcript is spliced from 5 exons. Gene Ontology annotation, molecular function: protein binding. Lineage: Eukaryota; Metazoa; Chordata; Actinopteri; Syngnathiformes; Syngnathidae. Gene Ontology annotation, cellular component: mitochondrion. The record is from RefSeq and is a predicted model, not a curated record. The coding region runs from base 292 to 1599 and encodes 435 amino acids.
GCAGCGCGACUUUGAAAACAACACUUCGCCAUUUCAGGCUCAGGGGGGCAGAGCUUGAACUCCUGUUAGCGAGGGAAGUAGGUCAACUGAAACCGAGGCGCUACUGUGGCACCUUCUUGCUCUUAAACUUCGCUUAAUUACGUUUUUACCGCUUGGGAAAGGGCCUACGAUUGAGCUCCGAUGCUUGUUAUUUUCCUGGCCCGAAUGAUCUUUUCCAGCGUGGGCCCAGGCUGAGCUGUCAUCUCGGUUGUCAGAUUUUCCUGCUAGCAAGCUAGCUGAGUGUAAACAAGGAUGAAGAGGAUAAAAGGCCCCAAGGAGGAGGGCAGUGGCUCCCCCAGUAUGAGUCCACCCGAGGCUCGCAAGAAAAUUCAGAAACAGUCGAGCCCGUUAUUGGAGGCAGGCGCUUCACUAGAUGCCAACUGGGCUCGUCUGCCCCAGGAGCUUUUGCUGCACAUCUUCCAGUACCUCCCUCUGCUGGACCGGGCCUUCGCCUCGCAGGUGUGCCGCGGUUGGAACCAGGCAUUCCACAUGCCCGAGCUAUGGCGCUGCUUUGAAUUUGAGCUCAACCAGCCGGCCAGCUCUUACUUGAAAGCCACACACCCGGACUUGAUCAAGCAGAUAAUCAAGAGGCACUCCAACCACUUGCAAUAUGUCAGCUUCAAGGUGGACAGCAGCACUGAGUCUGCAGAGGCGGCAUGUGACAUUCUUUCACAGUUGGUGAACUGCUCACUCAAGACCUUGGGGCUCAUCUCAACAGCCAGGCCCAGUUUCAUGGAGGUCCCAAAGUCUCACUUCAUCUCAGCGCUGACGGUGGUGUUCGUCAACUCCAAGUCGCUGUCGUCGCUGAAGAUCGACGACACGCCGGUGGACGACCCGUCGCUGAAGGUGUUGGUGGCCAACAACAGCGACACGCUCAAGCUGCUCAAGAUGAGCAGCUGCCCUCACGUCUCGCCGGCAGGGAUCCUGUGCGUGGCGGACCAGUGCCACGGGCUGCGUGAGCUGGCGUUGAACUACCACCUGCUGAGUGACGAGCUCCUAUUGGCUCUGUCCUCGGAGAAGCACGUGCACCUGGAGCACCUGCGCAUCGACGUGGUGAGCGAGAACCCGGGCCAGCACUUCCACAGCAUCAAGAAGAGCAGCUGGGACGCCAUGGUGCGGCACUCGCCCAAGUUCAACCUGGUCAUGUACUUCUUCCUGUACGAGGACGAGUUUGGGCCCUUCUUCAACGACGAGAUCCCCGUCACGCAUCUUUACUUCGGUCGCUCCGUCAGUAAGGAGGUGCUGGGCCGCGUGGGCCUGCACUGCCCCCGCCUGGUGGAGUUGGUGGUGUGCGCCAACGGCCUGCGACCGCUGGACGAGGAACUGAUCCGCAUCGCCAAGCGCUGCACGCAGCUGUCAGCCAUCGGCCUGGGAGAAUGCGAGGUGUCCUGCAGCGCCUUCGUGGAGUUCGUCAAGAUGUGUGGACGACGCCUGUCGCAGCUUUCCAUCAUGGAGGAGGUGCUCAUCCCUGAUCACAAAUAUUCCCUGGACGAGAUCCACUGGGAGGUCUCCAAGCACCUCGGCCGGGUUUGGUUCCCGGAUAUGAUGCCCACCUGGUAGGGGGAGGAUGACGACGACAACAACUACUAAGGUGGACCCCGGAGUCUCUAAAUAUACUCCAAAAUGUUUGCCCGCGACUCGGACAAGCCUUGGCCAUCUACAGAGCUCAUCGGGAUUCUUUGUCGCCGCACGGCUGCUGGAAAUUUUUCCAAGGGGGAGAUCAGCGCACAAUUGCACUAGCACUAAAAUGGCCAACACCGCAUUAAGGUGGGGAGGGGUUUUGGAAUUAAUUUGCUGAAGAUGGCCGCCGCAAAUGGAAUCGGAACCAGGACUGAGAGAGAAAUGUGUAAAUACGUCCGUAUUUGUCCCGUGAAGUUGUACAGUGUCCAUUGACAGUUAACGUUUUCAUUUUCUUGCUCGUUCCCAUGAUGUUUUUUUUUUCCCCCUUUGGCUUUUGUUGUUUUUUUUGUUCAAGUGAAUUUUCCCUUAAGCACCUUAUGGCAAUACCAAAUGAUCCCAGCAGGAGGAGCGGUGGUCAAUACAUGUAUAGAAAUGUAUGUAGUUAAAAUUGCUUGUAACCCGCCAAUAGUCGACUGGUCGGCUUUUUAGCUGCUCUAACUUGGCCGCGCGCUUUCGUGGUCGCUCAGGUGCAUUUCGUAAAAACAACUUCUUGUACAUUCUGCCCAACGUGGGGGUUGCAGUGGGGUUAGAAAAUGCCGCAAGUUCAGAUAGCGAUCCUGUCGGCAAGUUCAGACGAGUGAAAUUUUUCCUUUAAGAAGGAAGUCAAAAGCAUUUGUAUAUAAAACGCUGUGUGUUUGAUUGCAAUGACAUAGAAAUGUUUAUUUCUUUGAUUUCACCCUGUCAGGGUUCCUUCGCUGUCGACUAUUCCGCAUUUCCACUGCGCAGUACCUGCUGCCUUGUUUAGUCUUCCCCCUUCAAAAAUACAGUCCAGGGGGGAAAAAAAAUGUCCCUUUGAAGUCAUCGCUCGGAAAGACACAAAAUGAACAAAGGUCUCCUGUGUUUUAUUCAGGAGGAGACUGCAGGAAGUAACAAAGCAGAGGUCUGCAGCAAAAUAGAGGCUGGAGUAUACAGGUGCAUCUCAAUAAAUCAUAUAUUAUGCAAAAUCCUAUUUAUUUCGAUAGUUCAUUUCUAAAGUUGUUACUCAUUCAUUAAUGAGACACAAAGUGAAUAUUUUGUAAAUAGUUUCACUUUUUGAAUUGAAUUAUUUUUCCCAACACUUAUUGAGCCCUGGUACAUAGUUUACACAUUCGGAAAAAAAAAAUCCCAGAGCACACUCCCGAACAGAAAUGUCACAAAAAGUACUCUGUAUACAAUGAAUAAUGAUGAUUCAAUCUUAACUCAUUCACUCCCAAAGACUUUUUUAAACGUCUUUUCAGACUUGGUCUAGAAUUGGCUAGUACUGAAUGGGUUAA